This is a messenger RNA of Megalobrama amblycephala (Wuchang bream), 1454 nucleotides long. RefSeq lists its product as uncharacterized. The transcript has 7 exons. Bases 192 to 1454 code for a protein of 420 amino acids. The record is from RefSeq and is a predicted model, not a curated record. NCBI's taxonomy places the organism in Eukaryota, Metazoa, Chordata, Actinopteri, Cypriniformes, Xenocyprididae.
CAGCGGGCGUUUGUAUCGUCUCUCCGUUUGGGUCUCUCUGUUGUUUUUGUGAUUUAUUCACGUUUAUGUCAGUGUUUGGGUGCGGUUCAGAAGCGACGGAGAUUCUGCAGAACAGAAUAAUAUAAAUUAUCUCCAUAUAGAUCAGCUUUAUUAAUUCAGAUUCUACACAACUCUACAACAACGUGCAGAACAUGCUUUUGUUCUUUCUAUUCUUAUUGUUCGUGGAGGGUGUGUCUGGUGCAGAGACGGAUGAAUCCGUGAUGGAGGGAGAUUCUGUCACUCUGCACACUGAUAUUACUGAAAUACAAAACGAUGAUACGAUACUGUGGCUGUUUGGACCUAGAGACUCUGUCAUAUCUCAAAUAGCAAGAAAGGCAGAUUUUACUUCAUUUUUUGUCACUGAUGAUGCUGGAUUCAGAGGCAGAUUGCAGGUGGACCAAAAGACUGGAUCUCUGACUAUCAGAAACACCAGAAUCAGACACUCGGGACGAUAUAAACUAUCCGUCUCUAGAGAAAAGACUACGACGAAAAUAUUUAAUGUUACUGUCUUUGCGGUGGCUGGUGGGACGGAUGGAGUGAAGUCACAGUCAGUGAUGGAGGGAAAGUCUGUCACUCUACAGAAUAAUGUUGAAGUCCAGAGAGAUGAUCUAAUAGUGUGGAGGUUUGGAGAUGAAGGCAUCCUCCUGGCUAAAAUCGAUCUGGAAACUAAAGAGAUCUCAUUAAACGAUGCUGAUGAGAGAUUCAGAGGCAGACUGCAGCUGAAUCAGAAUGGCUCUCUGAUUAUCAAGAAGACCAAAACUGAACACACUGGACUUUAUGAGCUACAGAUCCGAGGCCGUGAAAGCGAUCAGCGUUUCCUUCUUACUGUCACUGCUGUUGCAGGUCCAGGUCUGUCUGCAGGUGUUUUAGCAGGGAUUGUUGUUGCUGCUCUGCUUGUGGCUGCAGUUCUGGUCUCUGUUGUGAUUUACUAUCGCUGCAAGAUCUCUAAACUAAAAAAACGAAUGAAUGAUGCUGAGGCAGUUGAAGAGACAAAAAUGUCAGUGGAGGAGGGAAAAUCUUUAACUCUACCCACUGGUAUUGAUGAACUACAUGAUGAUGAUGAGAUACAGUGGUAUUAUCAGGAAGAAAAGAAAGAGAAUCUCAUAGCUAUCAAAGGAAAGGACUUCCUGGGGGGUCCUGAUGGGAGAUUCAGAGGCAAACUGAAGUGGGGUAAGAAUGGAGAUCUCCUCAUCACAGACAUCAGAACCAUUCACUCUGGACUCUAUAUACUAAAGAUCAACGGCAAGAGAAGAUACAAAUGCAAGAAAAUCAAUGUUUCUGUGAAAGAUGUGUCAUCAGGCUGCUGCAAGCAGUCAUGUCUUCCACAAUCUUCGGCUCAUCAGAUGGAAUCUGUUACUGUAACACCGUUGUUGAAAGAACAUGAUGGAGAGAAUAAGCCGGAAGAAACAACUUAA